GGGAUUGCAGUUAGUAACAGAAUGAUAUCUCCACUGGUUGCCCUCUGUCUGGUCGGUGGGAUCUUGCUUGAGGCACAUCUAUCCUCAGGGGCUCGCAGAGCAGCCCAGUAUACCCUGUGCACCUUCGAUUCGAUCAGCUACGACAAGUGUUUGGCUGUGGUGAAGGCCGCCAGGGAAGCCAAUCGGACAUCUCCACUACACUGUGUUUCACGGGAGAAUCGUACGGAAUGCCUGGAGACGGUGAAGGACGAAGAUAAUCAUUAUGUGGUGCUCGAUCAGCACGACUAUAUGGCAGCACGUGAAGCGGGUCUCCGUCCGAUUAUAUUUGCCCGCGUAGAGCGAAAGAACUUCAUUAUAGCCGUGGCGCCAAGGAAUAUCAGCCUUAUCGAGUACAAUGAGGCUUCACUCAAUGUGGACACAGACGACGAGAGGGCCUUCCAUUCCGCCCUGGCAUUCAAUGCCCUACGGGGCCGCAAUGUCUGCCCGGAUACCCCGUCAAUAUCCCAACGUAGAUCCAUACGAAUUUUGAACUCUGAUCAGUACAAGCCCUUUGCCGAUUCGGAGGAUAUUUUGCUAUGUCCUUUUGCAACCUAUGCGGAGACAAAUUCCUUUGCCUUCUGCAACUAUGAUGCAGGUCUACAGAAUGCAGUCUUUGUUUACAAGCAAAGAGGAUUUCCACGCCGAAAAGUCAGAGAAUUGAGAAGGUCAUUGCUCGAUCUACUGAACAACUUUAAUGGAAAGCGGUUUUUCAAUUUCUUUGAUACUUUCAAGGGCGUAAACGAUGUGAUAUUCAAGAACAACACGAUUGGAUUUGAUGUGAAACCAAGCUAUGUGAAUGGCAUCGAUGAGAAUAUCUUUGGGGAAUUGCAUUGCAAUCAAGCUGAUCACAAGGACAAUCCAGGACAAUUGGGUGAUGAUUUGGAGACCAACAAUUGAUUGUAAUUCCUAAAUAGAGAAUUUUUUGCCUCCCUGCAUUCCA
This is a messenger RNA of Drosophila pseudoobscura, 979 nucleotides long. RefSeq lists its product as uncharacterized. Bases 22 to 936 code for a protein of 304 amino acids. NCBI's taxonomy places the organism in Eukaryota, Metazoa, Arthropoda, Insecta, Diptera, Drosophilidae. The transcript is spliced from 3 exons. The record is from RefSeq and is a predicted model, not a curated record.